AUGUCUAGUUCAGAAUACGCCUGCAAUGACGUCAGCGUUACUGGCUCAACCACAAUAGGCAGUGGUCGAUAUGCAUCUGUCACAUCAAUGAAGCAAAAUACAUGCUCAAUUGAAAUUGUUCAUGAUACCAUCUUAGAUUCUAAAGAAUCGAAGCAAACACUGCAGAAUAUUAAAGGCCCCGGUAACCAUGGAUCUGCGGUGAGGGAGGGCGAGGAGCGACCGAACCUUAUAGCUACUUCAGCUGUUGGCCGUAGAUCUGACCCCAAAAGUUAUGCACCGAUCUCCAACAAUGUUAAGUAUAUUUACAAACCACACCCGCAUAUUCAACGACCUCCUUCUAUGACUGCUACAAAUCACCAGUUUAAUACGAUUGAUGGCUUCAAGGGCAGUGCUUCAUUUUCCUCUCUGCCGUUGCAGACGUCGGGCUCACGGAUUAUCAACGCAAAUAACCCGAAGUCAACAUUGAGAUACACCCCAGUCCACGGUGAUCUGAGCGAUAGUACUUUGGUAUCUUCCACUAUGGAGCCCCGGGGUGUUACUCGCCCCAUGCAUAAUCUCAUGGUAAAAUCGGUGGCCAGCACGGGGCAGCCCACCUUAGUUCCUUCAGCCCAUUCCGCCUCUUUGGCCCCUCCUGCGGCCUCCAUCUCGAACUCGAUGGGAGGUGUACGGGCCGAGUGGCCCCAUAGCGCUGCCGUUGGUGGAGCUCGGCACCCCGUGUCGAUCCCACGCCGCUCUGAUACGGGCGGUGCCUUCAUCCCUGAGAGGCCGCUCGCGGAGGAGGGUAGCGACCCUCCACGCGGCAUUCCACCCGGGCCCAACUCCGCCACUGCGGCGAGGGGCCCUGCCUCGCGUGGGGGCGACCCCGACGAUGCGGCAUCGCAUCGCUUAGCGACUGGUAUUGGCCCCAGGCUCGAGGGCAACGGGCCCGAUGGGGGAAAGACACCCCUCCCACCUCCGGAGACGCAUUCCCUCGCCGUGCGAUCCGAUGUCGCCACGGCGGUGCCCUCGGAGCUCACCUUGAUAGGAGCCCAGCGCCCGAAGCCACCCCCGCGGCCGCGACAACCUGAGGCUGGGACGCUCCCAGAGGAUAUCUUUCGUCAACCCACAAGAGCUCUUAGCGUGCAGCUGGUGGCAUUGUACAAAUAUAUUAACGCUCGCUAUUGGCAUCGGCGCCGUAUGGAGGCACCGGGGCCAAAGUACAACAACGGUUUCGAUGACAAGGAUGGCCACUACAUCGUCCUACCCGGGGAGGAGAUACUGAACCGGUUCACUGUGCAGGAGGUUUUAGGUAAGGGUAGUUUUGGAACGGUGAUUCGCUGCUACGAUGAAAAGCGCCACGAGGCGGUGGCCCUCAAAAUUACGCGGCAUGGCUUUAAUUUCCGUGAGCAAGCCAAGCUGGAGCUAGAUAUUCUUCUCAAGUUAAAUGAAAACGCCAAUCUCAACCAUCUUGUAGUGAAACUGUUGAAGGUGUUUGAUUGGCAGGGACACCUUGUGCUGAUGUUUGAGCUCUUGAGCUUCAAUCUCUAUCAGCUUAUCAAGUGUACACGUUACAAGGGCGUUUGCCUUGAUCUGGUCUGUAAGUUUGCCUAUCAGCUUGUGUGCACUCUCCGCCAACUGGAACAGCAGAAGCCACAGCCCAUUAUUCAUUGUGAUUUGAAGCCGGAAAAUAUUCUGCUCAAAAACCAAAAUCGAAGUGGCAUUCGGCUUAUCGAUUUUGGCUCCGCCUGUUACGCCGAUAGGCGUAUCCACCACUAUAUUCAGAGCCGCUUCUACCGCAGCCCGGAAGUGAUUCUUGAUUUAGAUUACGGUACUGCCAUUGAUCGCUGGUCGUUGGGGUGUGUUCUCGUUGAGCUACAUACUGGGGUGCCCCUCUUCGAUGGCCGCUCCGAGGCCGAACAGCUCGCACGUUUUGAGUCCGUGCUGGGCCCUCUUCCAACGGACAUGAUAGCAAGCUCCAGCAAAGCCUUGAAAUAUUAUAACCUCACGCCACAAGGAACCUAUGAGCUGAAAGAGCCACCACAGGAGCGACGAUCGCUUGAGAGCAUUCUCGGCAUGACCGCAGAUGCCCUACAUAGCAAACGGAAGGAUUGCCCUGACCACGAUGAGGCGUCCUGUCGCACAUUCCUUGACUUUAUUUUCGCGUUGUUAAAAUACCGGCCGCAGGAGCGCAUCAGCUGCACAGAUGCGCUUCAUCAUCCCUUUUUUUCAUCCUUGCUUAGUAUCAAGCUUGGCCUGACUGCUCCUGCAGGGGCUGGUCAGGUGCCUACAACCACCACCUGA
Molecule: messenger RNA, 2280 nt
Organism: Phytomonas sp. EM1
Lineage: Eukaryota; Euglenozoa; Kinetoplastea; Trypanosomatida; Trypanosomatidae
Source: the annotation of a GenBank genome assembly